AUGGAGGAUUCUGAACAUACUUUGAGCACAACAAUCAAGACAAAUAUUCAGAUGGAUGAGGAUGGUCUAGGUUUCAUACUGAUUCAGAAUGGGCCUUAUCUCCAGAUUUCUGGUCUGGUAGAGAAAGGUGCUGCUGCCAGAGAUGGCAAACUCCAAGCAGGAAUCCUGCUUUUCAUUUCAGGUGAUACCCUACUCAAAAUCGGACAUGCUAAUGUCUUAGGGUGGACCCUGCGAGAACUGAGGCAGCUUCUGCACACUGUUCCUAUAGGGACGGUUCUGCAAAUCCAGGUUUAUAGGGAUUUCAUUAAAAUUCCAGGCCGGUGGGAAACUGCUCUCAAGAACAUUCCUGAAUUAAAGGGACCCGCAAUAGAGCUUGCUGGAACUCCUCAUUUUCUACAUUUUAGCACAGCAAGUUACACCAGUGAAGAAAAUUGGACAAGCAGUGAAGACUCAGAUAAUGAGAGCGAAGAUAAGACUGAAGAUAAGACUGAAGAUAAGACUGAAAAUAAGAUUGAAGAUAAGAUUGAAAAUAAGAUUGAAGAUACUGAUGGCAGUACUGAGGAGAGCUACCAGGAAGAAGUUCCUGUUAGAACUUUAUCUGUGGGCAGUUUAAAUGUUAAACUAAUGCACUCAGUUAACGUUAAAGCUGUGCGCUCACUUUCUUUUGAACCUUCCAAUCAACCCAAGUGGAUCUCUAAAGACUGGCACAUCUUUGAAAGGAAAACCUAUACGUUUACUGUGGGUUCUGAUAUCGGUUGUGACAUUAUGAUCCACAAAGAUUUUGAAGCUGAAAGUGAUGUUGACAUUUCAACUUUACAUUUAUCAUCAUCAUCUCCAUACUGGACUAUGCCCAAACAUAAAGUUGCACCCUCAGUGUCGUCUUCUUCCUCUGUGUCGGAUGCAUUUUGGCUUGAAAAUGUUUCUUACGAAUUUGAGUAGAGAGGCCGCUGAGUC
Molecule: messenger RNA, 954 nt
Organism: Python bivittatus (Burmese python)
Lineage: Eukaryota; Metazoa; Chordata; Lepidosauria; Squamata; Pythonidae
Source: RefSeq, a predicted model, not a curated record